AAGUACAAUUCUGGGCUAAAGUUCAACCUCAUGCUGUUCCCAGUCCGAUAUCUGUGCUAGUCACCACUUUUAAAACGAGAAAAACACUAUGAAAACGUAAGUUAGGGACUUUGCUUACUCUUGGCAAUACACUUUUACAAGACAGCCUGCCAGAUCAGGAAUAAAAACUGCACUGUUUGGGUAUUCUUUUACAUUGCAAAACUUCUCUUGAGGACAUCGCCAAACACCAGAAAAUGCAGCUGCAUCCCCAAAUCCUUGUCCUUGUUGCCUUCCUUUGGAGUGUCCCACCACUUUCCCUGGCUGGGAAGAUCCUCGUGUACCCAGUGGAUGGAAGCCACUGGCUUAACAUGGACAUUUUGCUGCGAGAACUUCAUCAGCGUGGUCACAAAUUGACAGUUGUCCGUUCUGCUAACAGCUGGUACAUACCAGAGAACACCACACACUAUACGCCCAUCACCAUCCAUGCCGAUCAUCUCACUAGCCUGGAGGACCCCAAGUACAUGGCGUCUUUUCUUAAGAGAAACAUUGACAUUCAAAGAGGGGAAGGAUCUGUUUGGUCAUUCAUGGCCCUUCAGAAAGAAGUAAUUACUCUUCUAGAAGAGUCUCACAAGUCUUCUGCUGAGAUGGUGAGGACCAUUCUAGAGGAUAAAAAGCUUGUAAAAACACUUAAAGAGUCCAAGUAUGAUUUGAUGCUAACUGAUCCUGGUUUUGCAGGAGGUGUCAUACUGGGCAUGUACUUGGGUCUACCAAUGGUGUUCAAUGUACGAUGGAUAACAAAUGGAGAAGGGCACUUUGCAAUUGCACCCUCGCCGCUUUCUUACAUCCCGACUAUCGGAUCUAGGGUGACAGAUAAAAUGAGUUUUGCAAAUAAAAUGAAAAAUAUCUUGCAUUUUGGAAUCGGCCAAUACAUAGACCACAUGAUCACAAGGCCUCUUUAUCAAGGAGUUAUCAGCAAAUACAUAGACCCAAACUCCAAUGUGUACUCUCUGAUCCAAGGAGCGGAUCUGUGGCUCAUGCGAGUAGAUUUUGUAUUCGAGUUCCCUCGACCUACUAUGCCCAAUGUGGUCUAUAUUGGAGGCUUCCAGUGUAAACCAUCCAAACCUCUACCAAAUGAAUUGGAGAAGUUUGUCGAGAGCUCUGGAGAGCACGGGGUUGUGAUCAUGUCUUUGGGUACUCUGCUUGGAAGUCUGGGUCCUGACAUAUCCGAAGUUGUAGCCGCCGCUUUUGCUCGUUUGCCACAAAAGGUGGUUUGGAGGCAUGUUGGGAAAAAGCCAUCUAAAUUGGGGAACAAUACACUGAUAGUGGACUGGCUGCCUCAGAAUGACCUCUUAGGCCAUUCUAAAACUAAAGCUUUCGUGACACACGGAGGAACGAAUGGUAUCUACGAGGCGAUUUACCACGGUGUUCCAAUGCUUGGACUUCCGCUCAUCUUCGACCAGUUUGACAACAUGAUUCGCCUGGAAGCCAGAGGGGUGGCUCAAGUGCUUGAUGUCGCAACCCUGGAUGUAGAUAUCCUUACACAAACCCUAAAGGACAUCCUGGAUGAAAAUCAGCCAUACCAGAAGAACAUGCGCAGAAUGUCAAGCCUACAUCGUGACACUCCGCUCAAGCCAAUGGACAGUGCCGUCUUUUGGCUGGAGUUUGUCAUGAGGCAUAAGGGUGCAGCACACUUGCACACAGAGUCCUACAGGCUUCCUUGGUAUUCCUACUACUGCGUGGACGUCUUAAUGCUGAUAGUGAGUUUGUUUAUGGCAGUCUGCCUGCUCUUGGUUUUGAUGAGCAAGGCUUUGCUGAAAGUUUUUGUCAAGAAAAGGAAAUCUAAAAAAGACUGAAGACAUGUCUUUGGCAACACUAGAUUUAUAGAUAAAUAUAUAGGCUGAUAUCAUUAAUAGGACUCUACGCAUCCCUUUCAAUGUGGAAAGGGUUGAUUAGUUAGCAUGUUAGUCCCUGCGGGUAGAUGCAACUAUUCCAUCUGGUUAAAUAAAAAAUCUUUCUAAUUUUGCAAGCAUUAUUUAAGUCAAACUUCUAACAGUGUUUAGAUAAAUAUGAAUCUUAACAGAUAACUUCAAUAUGGUACUAAACAACAUCCUAUAUUUCUACAGAAUUGCAAUUUAUAACCAACUUUCCCAAACCAUCUGCACUGCUGCAACUUUUGGUUGAGAAUGUUGCUAGGUCAGUCAGUUCUAUCAAACAGAGCAGUGUUUUGUUGACGCCACUGAACCAGCAUACGCACUUUUUGGGAAAACAAAUCUAUGAAUGGCUAACUUGGAAUUUCAAUAUACAUAAAAUUACACACAUCAGCUUUAAGGUUCAUACAAAUACAUUUGGUCAAUUAAUAUGUUUCUAACUGGAUAUUUUUGUUUUAAAAAAGGAAAUGCAACAGACUUUUUUUCCAGUUUGUUUUAUUGAUUUGUACAGACAUUGAAUGAACCAGCUGUCUAUUUUGCACAUAAAUAUUUCACUUAACACAACCAGCGGCAUGGUCAACAAAAAUAAAAUAAUUCAGAAAUCAGAGUCAUAAUGCGACAGAUGACCAAUGAUGCCGAACAUCUCCUACAUUUUGGAAUGGUAUCACUAUAUAUGGUUACAAUAGGUGAAACGCUUGAGAGAGAGUAAAAAAUAAAGUGCUCCAUCUUCA
Messenger RNA from Carassius carassius (crucian carp), 2638 nucleotides. Its product is annotated as UDP-glucuronosyltransferase 2A1-like. The transcript is spliced from 3 exons. Lineage: Eukaryota; Metazoa; Chordata; Actinopteri; Cypriniformes; Cyprinidae. The coding region runs from base 234 to 1832 and encodes 532 amino acids. Gene Ontology annotation, molecular function: UDP-glycosyltransferase activity. The record is from RefSeq and is a predicted model, not a curated record.